Lichtheimia ornata is the source of this 1497-nucleotide messenger RNA. RefSeq lists its product as uncharacterized. Gene Ontology annotation, molecular function: hydrolase activity, acting on carbon-nitrogen (but not peptide) bonds. Bases 1 to 1497 code for a protein of 498 amino acids. The record is from RefSeq and is a predicted model, not a curated record. NCBI's taxonomy places the organism in Eukaryota, Fungi, Mucoromycota, Mucoromycetes, Mucorales, Lichtheimiaceae. The transcript has 7 exons. Gene Ontology annotation, biological process: carbohydrate metabolic process.
AUGAAAUCGCCACAUCACCUUUUUACAGCCGAGAUCACGUUUGCUUUGGUGCUCUUUUUGUUACGAGACGCUGUCGCUCAACCACAACAGGAAGGUGCUGCCGUAAGAACCAAUGGUGGUAAUGCAGCAGCAGCAGGUUCCUCGGGAGCACCUGGUUACUCUUGUGACCCCGCCGUUUGCCAAAUUGCCAACAACUGCCACUGUGCUUCCAAAGACCCGCCCAAUGGGUUGUCACCCCAAGACACACCUCAAUUCGUCACUAUUACAUUCGAUGACUCUAUCCAGCCUUCUCUUAUGGAUACCGCAAAGCAAAUCCUUAAUGUCACGAACCCGAAUGGAUGUUCUGCAAAAGGCACAUGGUUUACCUCCAUGCAGUACACUGAUUUCUCGUUGGUGCAACAAUGGUAUUCCUCGGGAAAUGAGAUCGCUGACCAUACAUUUACACAUGUGGGUGAUCCUUCAGAAGAGGAGAUUGCAAGUUGUCGCCAAAUGCUCAACAGCUAUGGAGGCGUACCGAAUGGCAAAAUCCAAGGUUUUCGAGCCCCCUUUUUAAACUACACUGCCAACACGCUCAACACACUCAAGAAGCAAGGCUUUGCAUAUGAUUCAAGUGCAAGUGCUAUUCCAGGGGAUGCCUAUUGGCCAUACACUUUGGAUUAUGGCAUGGCCAAUGACUGCUGGACGGGCAUUUGUGGUACCAAAGUGCCUGGUAUAUGGGAAAUUCCAAUGUACGCUGUACCAGAUACAGGUGGCAUACCACAGCUGAUGGAUGUGUAUAUGGCUGGGAAUCCUGAAGAAGUGACCAAAUGGAGCACCGAUGCAUUUAAUACUCACUACAAUGGUAAACGACAGCCAUUUGGUAUCUACAUCCACCCCACACAUCUUACAGGAUACCCGGGGUUGCCGGAUCCUAAACCCAAGCUGGACGGGUUGAUAUCGUUUAUCAAAUCCGUAGCUGACAAGCCGGAUGUGUGGUUUGUGACCAACCAGCAACUACUACAAUGGAUGAAGAAUCCUGUCAAGGCAUCCGAGCUUAAGAAUCAAGAUUAUCUUAAAUGCCAACAACCUGUGAUUGACAAAGAAAUCUGCAACGGCUUGGAUGAUAAUAGCAACAAUCAAGUGGAUGAAGAUUUGACCAACAAUUGCAAUUUUGGUACCACAACAUUCAAGACAUGCUUCAAUUGUCCAAGCACGGCACCCACGCUCAGCACCCCAGUACCACCCUCUUCUGCCAAGAAUGGUACCAAUGGCUAUCGUUAUCCUCUCCCCGACAAUUGUGAUACCGAGUGGUGGGAUCCAAUUGGCAACCAAUGUCUUUGCACAUCGUCAACAUGUCAAUACAAGGAUACGGCUGUGCCUGUCAGCUCUUCUGGUAAAGAUGGUGCCAAUGGAGAUGGCACAUCAUCCGCUGCAGGAGGCAUUGUUAAUACUGUCAAGGACAAAGUUGAUACAGCUGCUUAUCUUGCCAUUGCCACAUCCAUCUAUGCUUGGCUGUGA